Molecule: messenger RNA, 3768 nt
Organism: Atta colombica
Lineage: Eukaryota; Metazoa; Arthropoda; Insecta; Hymenoptera; Formicidae
Product: bicaudal D-related protein homolog
Exons: 6
Coding region: 316-1998 (560 amino acids)
Source: RefSeq, a predicted model, not a curated record
ACGAUUCUUAAGGAAGAAAACUCGUGGGACAGACCGACGACAAUUGCGAUUACGCAGAGAAAGAUAAUCAAUGGCGUUCGAUAAUUUGACGCUACCCACGCACAACCACGCGAUGUCCACGAGGGAAAGUCGAUCGUGACGUCACUAACAUUAUCGUCGUGUCCGAAUACUUUUGACGUAUUGUUGUCGAAGUGUACACCUGACGCGGUUUCCUCCUCCAUAUAUCGAUCGAGAACCGCGAGUUCGUUUCGGUAACGGAAACAGAAGUGACGUUACGUCGUGUUGUGUCGUGGAAGGUACCACCGAUAACUCGCGAUGCUACCGAAGAAAGACAGUCAGACGGAGCCGUACGCUCUCGAAGAUAUGAUAUCGGAUCUUCAGGCGAGAAGGCAUUCGUUGGAUCACGAGGACGUCGUGGAGGAUCCAGCCGAGUUGCUGAAGCAACGUGAGAGAGAUCUCGUCCUGGCCGCUGAACUCGGCAAGGCUCUGCUCGAAAGGAAUCAGGAGUUAACGAAGCAGGCUGAAACCUUAGCUGAGGAAUACUCCGCCAAAUUAGAAAGUUUGGAGCAGGAAAGGCAUCUAUUGCGGAGGAGACUCGAGGAAGCCAGAGAUGAGAGUGAGACGAGGGCUUUGGAGCUCCAAGCUGACGUGGAGAGCCUCAGGAGCCAGUUGGAGGAGCAAAAUGAAAGGGCAAGAAGAGCGGAACGUGAUCAAGCCACCCUAGUUGCAGAGUUGACGGCGCAAAACACGAGGCUGGCCGAUCAGCUGAGGGAAGCUGCCAAACAAGAGGAGCAGUUGCUCGCGGAAGUGAAGAGGCUGAGAGAAAAUUGCGCUCUCAGAAACACUACCCUGCAGGAUCAUGUCAGCAGCUUAGAAGUCCUUAGGGACGAGGUACAACUAGUAUCCGCACAAAGGACGGAAUUAGAGAGGCGGUCCUUGGAGCUACGAGAGGAGAGGGCCAGGGCGAUCGCGGCCCUCGAGGAAGCCGAGGAGAGAGCUACGGCCAUGGAACGACUCGGUCACGAAGCGGAACAUCGCGCGAGAAUGGCGGAGCAAGAGAGAGACGAACUGGCAUCAGCAUUGGCAGCUAUCGAGGCAGAAAGGAGAGCUCGGUCUGGUUCGAUACAGAAAACACCGAGGUCUUUGCAAGCAGAAAUGGAGUGCGAGGAGAGUGGCAGCUCGCUCGGGGAACAGGAAGACGGAAGUUUGAGAACGGAAGUUGCAAGGGCGACGAAGCGGCUAAGGGAACUGUGUGCUCAUUUGAGACGCGGCGAGGACGACUCGGGUUUGCAGAGCGACUGCGAUGAAUCCAUGCUGGUAAUUAAUCUCACCAACUCCGAGGCAGAAGUGGGAACUAACGAUCGGGAUACUCAUUCUUCACCGACAAAUUGUCCGGGUGCGCUGAUAGAGCUGGUCGAAGAAGUCUAUAAUCUCGCACUGUCAGGUAGAGGAGCACCAGGAGAAUUAGGAUUGGCGGUGGAACUUCAUAGGGUACGGGAAGAACUGGAGAACUCUCGGGAGCAGUGCAGGAUACAGGAGGAGGAACUGAAGCGACGUGGUGAUACUAUUCUGGAGUUGACGAGCAAAUUGAGUGUCUGCGAGGCUGAAUUGCGCGGUGCCAGGGAGGAACGUGAUAGGGCGAGGUGCGACAUCGAGCACUCCGAACUGACGAAGGAUGAGAUCGUAGCGAAGGCUUACAAGGUGCGAGACCAAGCAGUGGCCCGACAGAAUAGGGUGGAGGUGGAGCUGGCUAGGACGCGGAUAGACAUCUUACAGGCGGAUAGUCAGCUGAAGGAGGCGAUCAAACAGAAGAUUGAGCUCAGUCAGCAGCUGGAGCAAUGGCAGAUGGACAUGCAGGCGCUUCUGGAUGAGCACGUGCGAAGCAAAUUAACUCCGACCUCGCAGAUUGUCGCCACGAGCGAGAAUUCAGAUAUGUCGGCGCCGGCCAGGAAGAAGAGGAGUACCGGUUCGACAAAGAAGAUGUUCGGUCUAUUUUGACGAAAGUGACGCAGCGCGAUGGCCUCGCUGCGUCAAGCGUGAGUGAUCGCGACUCACAUAGACUUUGAUUCCUGAUUCCUACACAGCCAUUUCGUAUAAAAGAAACGUUAACGGAAUGAAGAGAUAAUCGCGAAAAGAAAGUGAAUUUAGGUGUACUUAUCUUUCUAAAAAUCGUUCAAUCUCGUGACAAAUGGAAUAGCAUUCCAGACAUCUUUUACUUUGUUACAGUCAUUAUAAAUAAUGCCAUUUGCAUCGCACGAUUGCGAUUUGUGAACAAGCAUCUGGGACUAAUCUUAAACUAGCGGCUCUGUAAUUAAAAUUAGCAGUUCGAAUCAGACUGGACACAUCUAGCAAUCCUUAAGAGAGUGGAUACCAUGCGUUUGAUCCGCCAUUUUUCAGAACCUGCUUAAGAUAAAAUGAGAUAGAAUAUACAUAAAAUAAGACAUCUAUGCAUCUCUUUUUAUGUUAUGCUGCAUUUCAGAAGUUGUCUAAACGGUAUCCAAUUUCUUUCUUGAGGAUUGCUCAAGUAAUAGAUCUCUCUUAUUUGAAGAUCUCAAGACAUAUUUGGAUUCGUGCGAAUCUCGGGAUAAAUGUUGAAGCAUCUCAGUGCGAGACAUGACGCGUGCGAGAAACGUUCACGUUGCUCACAGCGAGGAGUCUAUUACAUCGAUGCUGAUGCUCGUGUCGAAACUGUAAUUUGAAUUUAAGUGGCGUCGCUUGCAGAAACAGGGACGUCCGACUUUCUAUAAUUCCUCAACUAGGGAAAGUUGCGGACUUCCAAACGUUCUCGACGUGUCCAAUAUUGUCGUCAUCAUAUUUUUCACCUUCGUCUCGACACCCGCGUUUUCUGUUGGCCGCUUUUUUAUCAAAUGAUCACUGUAAUCCGGACUGCUCAUUAUCGCUUGACUUCAUAGACCGUUCAUGCGAAAAGUAUUAAAUUGUGUUGCGACGUUAAUAGAAUCAGUAAGAUGAACAAGUCGUUAACGAAAAAAAAAUCAUCAUUAAUACGUUCCGUGCCGAACUAUCCCCGCGCAUAGAGCAGCAUAUAUACAAUAUAAUAGCCAUCACAUACUAUCCGUAGAACACUUGGAAUGGAAAGUUUAACGUGUAUUUGUGGUACACUUAGCAUGGAACGUGUUAAUGUUCUGUCCCCAAGAAAUUAAAGUUCCGAGUGAUGUCUUUUCUCUUCGAUAGAUUUUCGAUACGUCCAAUCGACGUUUUUAGCUCAGGGAAAAUUUUUGCAUUAUUUUAAUUUCGUUUUUUCAUUACAUUUCAUUGUCCACUUUCAAAGACUUCAAAAAAACAAUUAUGUUUCAUUGGUUGCAACCAAUGAUAUAAUAAGAUUAAUUGAUCACGGUCUCUUGCUUCACGCGGGCAGGUAUUAAUCGACUCAAAGGUGACGAAAGAAGCAAAGGUUUAAUGUCCCGGCAAGACUGAUUAGAAUCGGCAAAGCGCAGCCGCUUUUUCUUCCGCGCGCGAAAACGCGUCCUGUCAUUCUCAUCAUCGUGGAACAAAUCGUUCUUCACGGUACGAACGAUCUCCGAGUGGAAACUUCUUAUUUCGAAAUGGUCCCUUGCGUUUAGCUCAACGAAUAAUGAAACGGAAUCACUUGGAUAUUUAUCGUUCCGUUUUUUUUUCGCGACGCAGGAAUAUCGAAUUCCUUUUGAUACGAAAUAUUGUGAUAUGCUGUGUCUUAUGUUAGACUCGAAGAAGAUUUUAUACGCCUUCUAAUGUUGCAGAAACAUUUCUGUAAAAAAUCAAAGAUUAUAA